This is a messenger RNA of Delphinapterus leucas (beluga whale), 5119 nucleotides long. It is a transcript of the gene PLCL2, whose product is annotated as phospholipase C like 2. Gene Ontology annotation, molecular function: GABA receptor binding; inositol 1,4,5 trisphosphate binding; phosphatidylinositol-4,5-bisphosphate phospholipase C activity. NCBI's taxonomy places the organism in Eukaryota, Metazoa, Chordata, Mammalia, Artiodactyla, Monodontidae. The record is from RefSeq and is a predicted model, not a curated record. Gene Ontology annotation, biological process: release of sequestered calcium ion into cytosol; phosphatidylinositol-mediated signaling; gamma-aminobutyric acid signaling pathway.
GGCCCGAGGCGGCGGGGACGCGGGGACGCGGGGACGCGGCUUUGUGCUGGCGGGUCGCGGGGCGCCCAUGGCGGAGUGCGGCCGGGGGGGCGCCGCCGGCGGGGCCCUGCCCACCUCCCCGGGCCCGGUCCUCGCGGCCAAGGGCGCCCUGAGAGCCGGGGCCGGGGAAGGCGGCGGCGGCGGCGGAGGCGGAGGGCGCCUCGGCCACGGGCGGGCGCGCUAUGACAGCGCCGGGGUUUCCAACGGAGACUGCAGCCUCGGCGUGUCCGCGGACGAAGCCCAGGCCAGCCCCUCCAGGGGCCCCCGCGGCGCCGCGCUCGCCCCGACCCUCGGCCCGGCCGCCUGCCCCCUCCCCCGGGAGAGCAAGCCGGGCGGCCUGCCCCGCCGGAGCAGCAUCAUCAAGGAUGGUACAAAACAGAAAAGAGAGCGGAAAAAGACGGUCUCCUUCAGCAGUAUGCCCACGGAGAAAAAGAUCAGCAGUGCAAGUGAUUGUAUCAAUUCCAUGGUGGAGGGUUCGGAACUCAAAAAGGUUCGCUCCAACUCUAGAAUUUACCACAGGUAUUUUUUACUGGACGCUGACAUGCAGAGCCUGAGGUGGGAGCCAUCCAAGAAGGAUUCUGAGAAAGCCAAGAUUGAUAUUAAAUCCAUCAAGGAAGUGAGAACAGGAAAAAAUACAGACAUAUUCCGCAGCAAUGGCAUUUCUGACCAGAUAUCUGAAGACUGUGCAUUUUCAGUCAUCUACGGAGAGAAUUACGAGUCACUUGAUUUGGUUGCCAACUCCGCAGAUGUUGCGAACAUCUGGGUCACGGGACUGCGGUACCUAAUUUCUUAUGGGAAACAUACACUCGAUAUGUUAGAGAGUAGCCAAGACAACAUGAGGACUUCUUGGGUCUCACAAAUGUUUAGUGAAAUUGAUGUAGAUAACCUGGGACAUAUAACUCUGUGCAGCGCCGUGCAGUGUAUCAGAAACCUCAAUCCUGGUUUAAAAACGAGCAAAAUUGAGCUUAAGUUCAAAGAAUUGCACAAGUCCAAGGACAAAGCUGGUACUGAAGUCACAAAGGAGGAAUUUGUUGAGGUUUUCCACGAGCUUUGUACUAGACCUGAAAUUUAUUUCCUUUUAGUUCAGUUCUCAAGCAAUAAAGAAUUCCUUGAUACCAAGGACCUUAUGAUGUUUCUGGAGGCAGAGCAGGGUGUGGCACAUAUAAAUGAGGAAAUAAGCCUUGAAAUUAUUCACAAAUAUGAGCCAUCCAAAGAGGGUCAGGAAAAGGGCUGGCUUUCCAUAGACGGGUUCACUAAUUACCUUGUGUCAUCUGACUGUUAUAUAUUUGAUCCAGAGCAUAAGAAGGUCUGUCAGGACAUGAAGCAACCCUUGUCUCAUUACUUUAUAAACUCAUCUCAUAAUACGUACUUAAUAGAGGAUCAGUUCCGAGGUCCCUCUGAUAUCACAGGAUACAUCCGAGCUCUUAAAAUGGGUUGCCGGAGUGUUGAAUUGGAUGUAUGGGACGGGCCGGAUAACGAACCUGUGAUUUACACAGGCCACACCAUGACCUCGCAGAUCGUCUUCCGCAGCGUCAUUGAUAUUAUUAACAAGUAUGCAUUCUUUGCUUCAGAGUACCCUCUCAUCCUGUGUUUGGAAAAUCACUGCUCUAUUAAACAACAGAAGGUCAUGGUUCAACACAUGAAGAAAAUUUUAGGAGACAAGCUCUACACAACCUCACCCAGUGCUGAGGAAUCGUACUUGCCAUCCCCAGAUGUCCUGAAAGGGAAGAUACUCAUCAAGGCAAAGAAGCUGUCUUCCAGCUGCUCUGGAGUAGAGGGCGAUGUUACUGAUGAGGAUGAAGGGGCAGAGAUGUCCCAGAGGAUGGGCAAGGAGAACGCAGAGCUGCCCAACCACGUGCCUGCCAAGCGCUUCCAGCUCUGCAAAGAGCUGUCCGAGCUGGUGAGCAUCUGCAAGUCGGUGCAGUUCAGAGAGUUCCAGGUGUCCUUUCAGGUUCAGAAGUACUGGGAAGUCUGCUCAUUCAACGAAGUGCUUGCCAGCAAAUACGCCAACGAGAAUGCAGGGGACUUUGUCAAUUAUAACAAGCGCUUUCUCGCCAGGGUUUUUCCCAGCCCCAUGAGAAUUGACUCCAGCAACAUGAACCCUCAAGAUUUUUGGAAAUGUGGUUGUCAGAUCGUGGCCAUGAACUUUCAGACCCCGGGACUGAUGAUGGACCUGAACAUCGGCUGGUUUAGGCAGAACGGGAACUGCGGCUACGUGCUGCGGCCGGCCAUCAUGAGGGAGGAGGUCUCCUUCUUCAGCGCCAACACCAAAGACUCCGUCCCAGGAGUCUCACCCCAGCUCCUUCACAUCAAGAUCAUCAGCGGGCAGAACUUCCCCAAACCCAAAGGAUCGGGUGCUAAAGGCGACGUGGUGGACCCUUACGUCUACGUUGAGAUCCACGGGAUCCCCGCUGACUGUGCAGAACAGAGGACGAAAACAGUGCACCAGAACGGAGACGCUCCCAUCUUUGACGAAAGCUUUGAGUUCCAGAUCAACCUGCCCGAACUGGCCAUGGUGCGCUUUGUGGUCCUGGACGACGACUACAUCGGGGAUGAGUUCAUCGGCCAGUACACGAUUCCCUUCGAGUGUCUGCAGACGGGCUACCGCCACGUGCCGUUGCAGUCGCUCACCGGCGAGGUCCUCGCCCACGCUUCUCUGUUCGUGCACGUGGCCAUCACGAACCGGAGAGGAGGCGGGAAGCCUCACAAGAGGGGCCUCUCUGUGAGGAAAGGGAAGAAGUCCAGGGAAUAUGCGUCCCUGAGAACACUGUGGAUUAAAACUGUGGACGAGGUCUUCAAGAAUGCCCAGUCCCCAAUUCGGGACGCCACCGACCUGAGAGAGAACAUGCAGAAUGCAGUGGUGUCCUUCAAGGAGCUGUGUGGCCUCUCCUCCGUAGCCAACCUCAUGCAGUGCAUGCUGGCGGUGUCUCCCCGCUUCCUGGGACCUGAUAACACGCCCCUGGUGGUCCUGAAUCUCAGCGAGCAGUAUCCCACCAUGGAGUUGCAGGGAAUCGUGCCCGAGGUUCUGAAAAAGAUCGUAACAACUUACGACAUGAUCUGAACCCCCGGGUGGCUGCGACCCUGUGUGUCCCGCUCAUCACUGUGUUCUCACGACGGAGCCUGCCACAGGGCAGGCACUCAAAAUAUAUUUAUGAACGAAUGAGUGAAUGAAUGAAUGAGUGAAAGAAAAUGCCCUUGAUCUAGAGGACACAGAUAUCAGGUGUCCUUCCCGCCCUACAUCUAGGUCCCGGAGUACCUACAUUUCCCUGAACUUGGCUCAUUUACGCGUGCACGGAAAGCCUUUCUUGGGAGCGUUAGGUUUGGGGCUGGUGACGGCUAGAGGGUGGAGUGACUGUCCUUCCAGUCUCAGUACCAGAGGGUCUCACCGUGUCCGUCCUAAGGUGGUAAGUGGCACCUGUGCCGGUCCAGGAAGAGGAGGUUCCUGGACAGCUCCAGAUGCCUGUGCGAAGGGCAGGGCCUGAGGCAGGAGGCCAGGCCUGGGACAGCUGGGAGGAAGGAAGCUAUGAGCGUCUCAGGUCCCCAGACCAUUUACCUCUUAUUCAGAUCCUCAGUCUUCCCUGCCCUUUACCAGAGGGUUCUUUGCCCUGUCUGCAAUGCCCUACUCUUAAAGAUUCAUGGGUCCUAAGGAGGACACACCCCUAGGGUUGAGGAAUGAAGGGGAGAGGAGGCCAGACAGGAGAGCUGCUUGAUUCAGCAAAGGCCGCUGAGAUGGGAACAUGGCUUCUAUACGAAGAGCGUUUCAUGCUUUUCCAAAGCAUGCUGAGAAGUUGAGUGCCACGUGAGGUAGCAGGUGGGCAUGGGCUCCUGGUGGGCCAAACGAGAAGUCCCUGAAUGCCAGACCGCCACCGUCCCUCAGUUGUCACACCCCUCAUCCCGACGCUCGCGGGCCCUGCUGGGUACCACACUGCUGUGCUCCCGGGGAAGGAAACCCGGACCCCGCACGCAGUAUCCGCGGGCUGUGAGUCCACCUUGGCUAGGCUUUGUGCUGGUCCUUCUCUCACCUGCGUUGUGAGCUGAUUCCCAGGGCACAGGACAUGUGCCCUGGUGUGUUCUGCCAAGGACACAUCUCCGUGAGUGCAGUUGUAAGUUCACACAGCCCUGGGCAGGUGGGCAUGGGUGUGAACACGUGUGUACAAGAUCGUUCUUGCACAGAGACGCUGGGACUAGCAAUUGGGGGAGGAAGGGGGACCCUGCCUGCACCCUGGAAGUAGGUGAGUGGGGGCUUGGGGGAUGGUGGUGCCAGCAAAGAAUAUGAGCCCUGAGCGUGAGAAGUCCCUGCUCUGGUGCGCACUCUGUGACCGGGCACGUCGCCUCUUCAUCUGUAGAACGGGCAGGGUCUCACCGCCUCCCAGGGGGUGAGAUCACAUGUAAGUAGCCCAGGGCAUGGGAAAUUCUCAAAACACGGUACUCAUUAUCAUGUCAGUAUGAGUUCAAAGGCUAGAAACAAGCAGCUCUUGAUGCUCUAAGACUUCUCUGUGUGUAUAUCUUAGCAUCACUUGAACUUCACCGUAGCAGCUUUGCUGUAUAUGGAGACGUGGUUACUCCGUUUCAUAAAGGCAGGUUUAAAGUUGCAAAGUGAAAAGCAGAAGGUUAGGUUUCCCACCACCUUGCGUGGGGAGUUGCCUCUCUACUCAGAAAGGGGAAGAUGCAGGAGCCUGUGAGUUCUGUUGUUGACACCAGAAAGGCCGUAAAUAUUGUAGUAGCUGGUCGAGUGGUUCUUGCCCCCCUCCUAGCUCUGCUGUUCCAGAGUACUGCAGACUCUUUACUGGGCUCAAAAAUAAUGCUCUUUAGUACAGAGAAGUCUCCAAUUGCUUUCCUCUAUUAACUAACAUCUAGACUUAGCUAUCACAGACCUGAGAGAAACUAAUGACACCUUACAGUAAGACUAUGGUUGAAUUACUGUCUGUUAAUUAGGAGUUUGAAAAUCACCUUGAUCCCCUUGGAGAAAAACCUUGAUAUAAGUAGAUGGUAAUAAAAGUGGAACUGUGUUUAAUUCAAACUGUAUCUUUUGAAAUUUAAUUAAUUUCGUAAUAACAGUUUUAUUUAUUUUUAUUUUUUU